AUGCCUUUUCAAAUGGAGUUGCUUAUCUAUUCUAAUUAAGACAACUCUUACUAUAUAUUUUCAGCAAGUGUAAAUACAACAAAAGAUUUUAUAGCAUAAUUUAUUUAGGACUUAACGAAUCAAGCACAAGAAUAUUUUAGUAUUUAUGUUAACAAAGCAGGUUAUUACUCAAUCAGUAUUCUGCAAUCAGGCAAGGUCUCUCCAACUAUUAGAAACACUGGGAUAAAGGCUCAAACCGGAUUCAGCUAUAUCGUAUUUUACAUUGAAUCCUUCGGGAUAGGUGAUGUGAAACGAAUAAACAUAAAACUUUAUGUCAGAAAUAACAAUAACGCUAGAUUGGGAGCAACAUAUCCUAAUUCAUAUUAGGAAAAUGAUAUGAUUGGUCUGCCUUAAGAACCUACUGUUGGUACAGCUAAAUAUUUAUUUGGACACAAGGGGGAAUACGAUAAAGUAUAUACCUCUAUGCAUCUAGAUGGCAUUAUUAUGUUUAUGAGGACUAGUGAAAGUCAAGAUCUUACAACUGCUUUGAAUGCUGAUUCUAGGGUUGAUGCCGUUUGGAUAACUCUUUACUCCAACCCACCCACUAAUCUAAAAACUAUGCUGUCUAACGAUAUGACUUACAUAGCUAAGUAUGAUUUGACAGACCUCUAUAGUGGAGAUUAGAUUGUGCCCGAUUAAAAUGAUGCAACAUUUACGUCAGGAGCAUUAUAAUAUGGGACUAACAGCCUUAUGCUAGGCUCAAGUAUUUCCACUGAUGAUAGCGAUCCAAUCUACGUUCCUAAUCAAGGUAUCUUAUUUGGAUAGGGCCAAUAACUUCUGGGCACAGAUAAGAUUCAGCUAACAUCUAAAUAGAGCAUUGAUUUUACUGUAGAGGUAUGGUACAGACUUAAUUACUUCGCCUCUAUGACAAAAGGUAGGUUCCAGACUUUGAUUAAGAAAGAUAAUGACUUUGGUAUGGAAAUAAGUGAUACUUCUCUUAGAGUGUAUUUCAUGGGUAAAUUCUAAGAUGCUACAGUCCCAAAAGAGAUAUAUAACCUAGUCAGUAAAAGAUAUAAUAUCUCAAGACUGAAUAGAUUAGAGGAGAUAAAUUCUGAAUGGAGAAUGAUUUCAGUAAACUACCGUAGAUCUUUGUAAUUUCAGAGUACUGAUGUUUUUAUUUACUUUGACUUGAUGCCGCCAAUAAAGCUCACAUUUUUGAAUGGAGUUUACACUAAUGAUCCAACAAAGGAUAUAUAUGUGGGUUCUAAUUUUGAAGGGAUCAUAAGAUCUGUUUUUAUCUAUAGUAGAUUCAGUCUAAAUACUUAUUUCGCUGUCAACUCUACUGAUUCAAAGACUUAUGAAUACUCAAAGCCUUACUAUGAGUUCUUGACUAUAAAUGACUUUGAUGAUGACAAUCCAACAUGUGAUAGACAAUCUUGGUCUUAGAGAAAAUGCAAGGUUUGCUCUAAGCAUAAAACCUCUAGCAGUUUCCCAGCUAAUCAAUGCUAUUCAACUUGUCCUCUAAAUUCAUAUGGCACAUCCUGCAAGGAAUGUGAUAAUAAAUGCUAAUUUUGCACAUACUACCUUCCAGACUCAUGUCUAGUUUGUAAUUCAGAUGAUCCUUCAUUGCCCUUAUACACAAACUUAGUUGGCUGGUGUAAAAAGGACUUUGGCUAUUAUAAAAGCUCAAUAACUGGCACCUAUGAAAAAUGUGAUGAUAGAUGUAUAAGUUGCACCGAUGGAUCAAAUUAUUGUGAGAGAUGCAGCUAAGGAGCAUAUAAAGUUGAUGGAUCAUAUUGUGUCUGGGAAUGCCCUGUGGGUUAUCAGAAAAAUACUAAAAGUGGUAUUUGUUAAGUGGACUCAGAGUCUAAGAUCAGAGCAGACUCACUAUAUUCGGGAAGCAAGUGUUCCUCUGGUUAUUUCUAUGAUUAAGAUCAAAAUAUCUGCAGAGUUUGUAAUAGUAGUUGCUUGACCUGCUUUGGUGGUGGAGAUAAUUACUGUUUAACUUGCAGAGCUGGAAAGAUUUUAGAUUAUGAAAGCAAAUGUAGGACCUGUAAUAAUACAAGUCAAUUUACUAUUGGGCCUUUAGGCUAGUGUUAAGAGAUAUGUGGUAAGGGAUAUAAUCUUGGGCAGUUAUCUUGUGACGAUAGCAAUACUAAAAGCAAAGAUGGCUGCUCCAGCUUAUGCCAAAUAGAAUAAGGAUGGAUUUGCUCUAAGGGUAAUCUAACUCAAAAGUCUACAUGUAGCUAUAUAAGAACAACAUUAAGAGGAAUUAAGUUGACAAACUCCAAUUAAGUUUAUCUUGAAUUUGAUAGACCAGUUUAUCCCAACAUAUCAUCUAUUAUUUCUUCCUCUCGGACACUUAGCUAAAGUACAAUUAGUCAAUCAUUUAGUAAGAGUAACUUUAAAAUGCAGAUAUUAGAUUAAUCUGUAUAUAAUAGUAGCUGGACUAAUUAUUAAGGAAAUUGGGAUUUGGCUACUUCCUAAAAAUACCCUUCAAACAUUAUCGCCAUUUAUACUGAUUUUAACAAAACUGCUUUUGACUAUAGCAAUUAUUACAUUAAAGUUAUUAUUCUAAAUACUUCGAUCAUAAUUGAUUAAAAUGGCUAUUCUAUUGAUAAUCAAUCUAUUUUUGCUAUAGCUGAACUUAGAAAAUUAGAUUAUGAAACUUAAGGUGUUAAUUAUAUUGAUCCUGAUAAAUUUGAUAUGAUUACUUAGUUUGUCACAGGAAUUUUAUUCUGCUAUGUGGCAUCAAUAUGUAUAAUCUUUAUAAGUUCUCUUAUCUAUUAUAAACCAGUAUCAGAGGCUAUUGUAAUUUUGAUUGCAUUAUAAUAGUUAUACUGCAAUCAUCUUAUUAAUUUUUCAUCAAGAGCCAAUUAAAGCUAUUUAGUAAUAUACCUCUAGUCCUAUAAAUUUGCACUAUUCACUUGGAAAUUUGAAGGUUAAAAAAUAUUUAUAGAAUUUCUAAUCAAUGAUUUUAUUAAGAAAAAUGCAUAUGGGUAGUAGUUUAGUGAAAGUGGCUAUUACUAUAACCAAAAUUUAGUUAAUCUAUCACAUUAGAUAGUCUUUUGGCUUUUGCUUUACCUCGUGUUUACUCCAUUAGCUUAUGUAAUAGGUACUAUAUUGCAAAGAGGCUUUAAGAAUAAUGAAAGAUUAGUGACUUAUGGGAAUGCUUUGACUAAGAAGUCAUUGUUCUCAAUUGGCUUUUAAUUCUUUAUUGUCUUCUUUAUGCCAUUAGUAUUGCCAUCAUUAUUAGAACUAAAAUAUGCAAAUGAUAACACAUUAUCAUCCCAAAAUGAUCCCACAGGAGAUUAAUAAGAUUCACUUAAUUCAGCAAUUACCAUUUUAUCGUUCUUAUUUCUUUCUUUUGUGCUACUAAUCUUGACAUUGCUAAUCAAUAAGAGUUAUAUCAACGAGUUAAAAGUGCAGAAUAUGUUUGGAUCUUUAUUCAACCCUUUCAAAGCAACAAUGAUAUCAUAUUAUCUCUACCCAUUCUACAUUUUAAAAAGUCUGAUUUCCUCUUUAGUCAUUGUAUUUGCGAGAGAUAAUUGGGAAUCAUAAACUCUGCUUUUGGCUCUUAUUCAUGUAUUUAUGACACUAUAUGUUACCUUCAUGCGGCCAUUUAAACUUAAAAAUAUGAACUUGUUUACAUCUUUCAUUGAAUUUUCAAUAUUUGGGCACUAUGUAGUAUUUAUGAUUACUCAGUUUUAGAAUUUAGAAAAUUUUAGCAAAGUAUUUAUACUGAUGAUAUAUGACUCGGCAAUGGCUCUAGGAACUCUAACAAUAAUUUCAUAUAAUACUACUUCAUCUCUAUAUAAAUGGAUCUAUUGGAGGAAAACCGGGAAACUACCAAUGAGGAAAAAGAUAGCCAAGCAUAUUACUACAUCUAAGCCAAAAACAUAAGUUGUACUAGAUACAAGCUAAAUCGGCUUGCUAGAAAAAAGCACAAGCAUUGCCUUGGGUAAAGAUAAGCAUCAUACUAAAAAUAUUAAGAAUAAUACUUUCAUAUAAGCCUUAGACAAUGAUGAUAAGAAAGAUAACUCUGCAAUUAAUAAGAAGAAAAAAAAUAUUUCUUAAAUACAAGCGUUUGAAAAUCUCGAUGAUCCACAAAAUCUAUCAAUCUAUGCCUCAAGCCCAAGUCCUAUUAGAACUCACAAUGACACCUAUCUCAAUAAUACUACUCUAAAAGACGCAAAUGAUAUCACUAGAAUCCAAAAUGAUAUUUAAGCCAAUUAAGAUUAUAAUAAAAUUGCUAAAAGGGAAAAAGGUAAAUAAAAGAAAAUUGCCUUCGAUAGACUCAAUUCUAAGUCGAAGUCUUCGAUGUCUUUGAAUUAUAAUCAAGAGUUAUUUGAUGAUUUUGAAAGAGAUAAGUAAAUUAAUCAUAAUGAUGACAAAGUCAAAUUUAAAAAAUCAAGCAAAAAAUUUAAGAGUAAUACCAAACUAGGACGAUUCCUAUGA
Molecule: messenger RNA, 4437 nt
Organism: Stylonychia lemnae
Lineage: Eukaryota; Ciliophora; Spirotrichea; Sporadotrichida; Oxytrichidae
Source: the annotation of a GenBank genome assembly